UACUGUGUUCUGUUUCUCUCUCUUUCUCCGUUCUUCCUGGCCAUCGCUGCCUACUUCUAUCUGUGGAUCCCUGACUCCUCCCCCUCCGUCCUCGCUGCAGCUAUUAAGGCCGCCCCUGUCAUCUCAUUGGCUCUCCUGGUGCUGAGCUACAAAGGGGGCAGGAGUCUCCUCGGCGUUGCGGGGGGCCUUAUCUUCUCGGCAGGCGGCGACUAUUGUCUUAUAUGGCCCGAGCUGUUUCUCCAUGGUAACAAGAGCUUUUUCUACUGCUACUGAUAAAGUCCUGCAGACAUGGCAGAUAGCCUAGAGGUUAGAGAGGGCAAGCCAGGUGGAAUAUGGACAAUAAAGUAAUUUUGUUCUCUCUCUAAUCCUCCAAUCAGGAAUGGCCUCCUUCGCCUUGGCCCACCUGCUCUACUCCCUCACCUUCCUCUCCACUCGUUACUCCUCCCUCAGCCCCUCCUCUUCCCUGUCCUACUUCUUCUACCUUCUCCUGUGGCUGCUGGGGGGAGGCAUCUACGCCUACAUCUUCCCUUUCCUGCAGAAGACGCCGGACGCGGCCGCCCUGACUCCCGGUGUCGGGGUGUACGUGGCUCUGAUAGUUCUGAUGGCUACGUUGGCGGUUCGCACCCGCCGCCCGCUGAUCAUGAUGGGCAGUUUGAUCUUCAUGACCUCUGACCUGACGCUGGCACUGCAGACCUUCAAAGUGACAGAGCCCCUGGAGCAUGGCAGGCACAUCGUCAUGACGACGUACUACCUGGCACAGCUGCUGAUCGCCGUGGGCGACAUCAAGGCCGUGGAGGGCGGGGACGAGUUUGCCAAAUGGAAGAAAUCUUAGUUAAGGGGUCAUCCCAGAUAUGGGCUAGGUCCCAAUUCUCCACCCUUCUCCCCAAGUGUUCAAAUAACUGCACACUUUCUCACAUGGAUUUUACAAUGGUGGAAACUCCCUUCAGCCAAUGCUUACUUAUACUAAUCCCAUGCUUUUAAAUGACAGGGAAUGUUCAAGUGCACAUUUCUGGAAAGGGGUGGAAAAUCGGGACGUUGCCAUGGAAGGCAAAGUUGGGACUACUGCUCUCUGACUAGUUGGCAGCUUUAGGAACUUCAGGCUGUCUGUAGAGAGGAGACUGAGGAAGAAAAUAAGUUAAAAAAGGAAGAUUCCCCCUAAAGAAAAUCUGCUUUAUUAAAUAAAACCUCAGAGUAUCAGGACAGUCUGACCCUGUCCGUUUGUUCAGAAAGCUCAGGGAUGGGAAACGUAAUCACUCUCAAAAUUCAUAGACAGCUACAAGGACUGACAUGAGAUCGACACAAUAGUAUUUUCAAUAGUCCAGAAUAAAGUUCAAUUUAGUCAAGAAUGAUUUUUCUGUCUGUGAACUCAGUCCUAUGGUCUUAAAGAAAACAUUUGAGAUGUGAUACACUUCCCUUGUCUUAGUUGUGAUAUAUCAAACACAUUCAGUAUAACGGUCUGUUGAUAUGAAGAGAUUACUCUCAGAAAUGAAGUCACGCAUGAAAAAAGAAAAUGUGUAUUUAUUCAUGAUGAAAAUGGGGAUGUAAAAUAAACAAAGUUGAUGUUUCUCACUGUUACAUCCUUCAUGUUAUUUCAGACGUAAGAACUCUGCAAAAGUCAUCCAUUAUGUUCAGAGACACAUAAGACAGAAACAUCUCAACAAAACAUUGACAAAUGGUAGAUAUUCUGAAUGAAAGAAAGUCAUUAACAAAGCCAAACACAAGAAGCCAAUAAAAAUAAUCAAUUGGGAGUUAAACGAGAUAAAAAUCGAUUCUAAUAAAACAUCCGACAAAUGAUGCUAAAUGGGUAACACUAUUUUACAGCCUAAUUACCUGGUAUAUAAAUAUAUUUAGAAAAAACAAUUAUUUUAUGUAGUUUAACAGUGUAAUUACUUUAUAUUACCCAAUAACUAGUUCAGUCACUUAAAUAAUUUUAACGAAUACAAGAGGAUACCAAUUAUUACCAAGUAACGUCACAAUAUGCCAGAUCAAGAAAUGGUGACAGGGCUGUAAAAUAGCGUUAUCACUAAAUGUUACAUCUGAUAUUUUAAAGAAUAUGUAUGGAAUCUGAGGUUUUGUUGGGCACACUCAGAAUCCAAAAGGCCAAGGCUUCUCUAAUCUCUUUUCUUCAGCAGCAUAAAAGCAACCUAUGGGAGUAUGUCACGAAGCAGGAUCAGCUAACAUUCCUAAAUGUUCAGAAAUGACUUACGGUACUAUCGGAAAAUAAAAUAUUGUAUCUUUAUUUAACCAGGAAAACACAUUUGAAGUUAGAAACCUCUUUUGCAAGGGGGGCCUGGCAAGAAGUCAGCAGGAAGUAGUUAGGGUGUAGAUACAAUACAUAAUGAUAUAUAGACUGGACAUGGUAUAAGUGACUCGACACAAGAGAUAUAUCUGAAGUUUAUCUACGUCAGCUGGCUAACCUGGUGACAGUGCUUUGUGAAGCACGCUCUGCUCUCGAAAGCCUGCUACACUCUUGGAUCCAGCCACCCUGUAACAUGGGUCUUGAUGGACAGCGACAUCAGCAUAUUUUCCUCAAGGAGAGUUAAUUUCUUUCAAAUGUAUGUCCUAUGUCUCCUAUCCAAUGACGGCACUACAGGAGAAGGAGGACCAGAUGGAUUCUAGCGAUCCAUUCCACUGUCGUCAGGUUGCCGCCCGCAAAAACAAGCAGAACGCAAGCGUUUGCAGAACUCCAACUCUUCCUAUAAAGGAGGAGAUAAGAGGGGGAGAAAACUGUGUUUCUAGCCUAGUGGCAAAUAAGUCAAAAAAAUAUGCCUAGCAAAAGAUGGGGGGGAAUCAUAAUACAUUAUUCAAUGUCAUUAGUGAUGCAUCUGGAGAGAGGAGAAAUACAUGGGGAGUGACAGAGGGGCGGUAUUAGAGAGAUUUAGGUUAAUGGGUAACAUGGGGAGUGACAGAGGGAUAAUAUUAAGGCUUCCGCAUGCUUUGGCUGGCGCCUAGCCGAACCGAACGAGUGUGCCUUAAAAGACCUUCGCUUCAAAAACGAGAAAAAAGUGGCAACAGUACCGUUUGUCCAUGUUGAGAUGCCGUAGCCAGUAUACACGUCCUCAAAAUAGUCCGAAUUAAUCUAAGAUAACUCAAGAAAUCUGUCAUUACUUUUGAAGUUUUUGCAGAGAAUACCUUAGUAGCGUAAUUUUUCAUUAACUAGGAUGUUUGGUGCAGUAUUUGUUAAGUGAAAAAAUUUGCACGUGAACGAGUCGUCUGUUGUUGAAUGAUAAACACUUCAUUUAAGAAUCCCUACUGUUGACCAAUGACCGACGAAGGGGUCUAGACUUCCACUACCGAAAUUCGGCUUGCCUCGAGAAAAAACUGUUGUGUGCAUGAACAGCCGAAAAAACCCUUGCCGAAGACAAGAAACGUCACACAAUGUUGUCAUAAUAUAUACCCGAACUGUUCCGGAUGGGAAGCAUGCAGAAGCCUUUAGAGAGAUGGAGAGGUUCAUGGGUAACAUGGUAAGUGAAAAAGGAAUGGUAUUAGAGAGGAGUGGAGAAACAUGUGUAGGGGUACCAACCUGACACUCCUCUCUCCCCUGCAGAUCUUUAGCCCGCUGGUUGAGCAUCUCCUCCAGCCCCAAG
Messenger RNA from Coregonus sp. 'balchen', 3587 nucleotides. Lineage: Eukaryota; Metazoa; Chordata; Actinopteri; Salmoniformes; Salmonidae. The record is from the annotation of a GenBank genome assembly.